AUGUCUAGCUCUGAUGUGUUGGCAUCACUUCGAGCUCACACCGUCGUGAAUGCUACCGUUAGAGUUGAAAUUGAAGCUCCACACCAACCAGAGCUCUCCAAUUCAAUCUAUGAUCCUCAAUUCGCUGGAUCUUCAUCAAUAUUCAACCCAGAAAAAGAAUUUGAAGGAUACGGAAGAUGGGCCUUUGAUGAUGGAUCAAUUGGAACAGAAGAUCGAAAGAUUAGACACGGAUUCGUCGGAUGCUGGACGUCGGAUGCUGGACGUCGGAUGAUUCCGAUGGCGAUCACACAGGUAAAAUGCGAACGGAUUGUUCGCGAAUCACCUGUGCACAUGGAGAUUGAGGAGGAAGCAUUGAUGCAUCCAACGUUCGAAGAAGCUUGUGGAAUGCACUCGACGAAGUACAUUUCUGAUGACGCUGUUGAUCGGGUUCAAAAAAUUCGACACUGGAAAAAGAUCAAGAAAGAUGAGAGGAGCCAAUGGACAGAGCUGUGGAGGAGAAUGGUGGCGCUUCAGAAAAAGCAACUUGAAGAUGGAAUUGUAAAUUGUAGAAGAUGUUAA
Messenger RNA from Caenorhabditis briggsae, 558 nucleotides. The transcript is spliced from 4 exons. The record is from RefSeq and is a predicted model, not a curated record. Bases 1 to 558 code for a protein of 185 amino acids. Lineage: Eukaryota; Metazoa; Nematoda; Chromadorea; Rhabditida; Rhabditidae.